AUGGAACUCAACCGAGAACAUUUUCGCGCCAUAAUUUAUUACAACUUUCAGAGACAAUUAUCGCAACAAGAAUGCCUUGCUGAGUUACUAUCUGUUUUUGGCAACGAAGCGCCACAUGAGUCGACAAUUUCCCGUUGUUAUGGAGAAUUCAAACGUGGACGGGUGAGUCUUAGCGACGAUCCCAGGGUGGGUGCACCAAAAACGGCAGUCACCCAGGAAAACGUCGAUGCUGUGCGCAAACUCAUCAUUGAAGAUAGACAUGUGACAUAUCGCGCGAUUGAGGCAAAAUUGGUUUCUCGUUGGAUACCCCACCUGUUGACUGAAGAGCAGAAAGCGGCCAGGGUUAAUUGGUGUCAAAAAACGCUUGACCGUUUCAAUUCCGGAAACUCAAAAAAUGUGUGCAGCAUUGUUAGUAGUGAUGAAUCGUGGAUUUACUGUUAUGAACCAGAAAAUAAACGACAGUCGGCUUCAACAAAAGUCAUCCGUUCUCGAAGUAUUUCGAAAAAGAUGGUCGCGACAUUUGUGUCAAAAACGGGUCAUAUUGCAACAAUUCCUCUUAAUGAGCAAAGAACUGUUACUGCGGAUUGGUAUACCACCAUUGGUUUGUCAAAAGUCAUCACCGAGCUUCGAAAAAUCAACCCCGAAAGAAGAAUCAUCCUACACCAAGACACUGCAAGCUCGCACACAGCUCAAAAAACAAGGCAGUAUUUAACGGAAGAAAACGUGAAAUUAUGGAACCAUCCUCCAUAUAGUCCCGAUCUAAGUCCUAACGAUUUCUUUACUUUUCCGAAAAUUAAAAACAGGAUGCGUGGUCAAAGGUUCCAUUCACCAGAAGAAGAAGCAGUUGACGCAUUCAAAAAUGCCGUUUGGGAUCUGCCAGCAAACGAGUGGAAUAAGUGCUUGGAAAAUUGGUUCGAGCGCUUGCAGAUGUGUAUAGAUCUUCUCCUUUAA
This is a messenger RNA of Acanthoscelides obtectus, 951 nucleotides long. NCBI's taxonomy places the organism in Eukaryota, Metazoa, Arthropoda, Insecta, Coleoptera, Chrysomelidae. The record is from the annotation of a GenBank genome assembly.